This is a messenger RNA of Pocillopora verrucosa, 4141 nucleotides long. The record is from RefSeq and is a predicted model, not a curated record. Lineage: Eukaryota; Metazoa; Cnidaria; Anthozoa; Scleractinia; Pocilloporidae.
UUGUUUUGGGAACUUUUGUAAGAGUCAAUAUCGGAAAUUGAGUCAAGAUUUUCAGUAUUAAGCGUGAUCUGAGCGAUUGACUUCACGUCGGAAGUUCUAAGGGCCUACAUGAAAAUAGAUAAAGAUUAAAAAAAGCAAUGAAAGAGUGGAUCUGGACGAGAUGAGGGACACAAUCUCGUUGCAAGCUUUGUUGUCAUGGACGUGCUGUGUUCUGCAGCUCCGAACGGAGUGGAAUUUUGCAUUUCUCGCACAAUGCAGAAAUGACGAAUAGGACCCAUCCUCUUGAGAUCCGUGGAUUUUCUCACAGUAGUGUGGAUGCUCUCCAUCCUCUCCCUGAGAGACCAGAGGAAUCCUUGCCUUUGUCCUAUUUUGAGAGAAUUCACAGCAGCAACUUCACUAACAUCACCCCUGACACCAGUGGUCAAUCAUCACCCACUACUGACAAUACUCCAAGUAUUGGUAAUGGACUUUUUGAGUCAAACACAUGGUCGACAAAUACAGGGAUCCUUACUGGAAGAAGCAGUGUAUACUCUUGGGGAAAUGAGGAUGAGUUCGAUAGACAGGCUUCAGCAACAGUGAAACGGAUGUUUGAUGAAAUUGAUGGAAUGCUGUUUGAAGGAAUGCAUUUCAAUGGAAGCCCUCAACUGUUGUCUGAAUGUGAAGAAUGGUUCAAGCGAUUUCCACAUCUGCGAAUCUGUGGUUAUCAAUUGCUCAAUCCCAAGGACGAUGGUACUCAAUUGAUUCCAUUUCCAGCUGGAGAGCCAAGGAUAGACAACCAGCGACCACAGACAUCUUUUCUUGAAGAUGUGGAGGAAUUUGGUGCUUUUGAUUCACAAGGUUUAUGCAUUCAAGGAUUUCAUCUUGAUCCAUUGCCAGAGCCUUCAGAGUCUUACAUGAAUGCUGAUGAAAUGAAUGGGUUCUAUUCAGAGUUUGAAGAAGAGAUCUUGGCAGAAGAUGGUGAAGUAGAAGAAUAUUUUGGUUAUGACCAACCUGCUAUAGAGGAAGAGGGAACAGAAGCCAGAACUGGUAUGAGGUAUCGCCGUCAGCAGCGACGAGGUUACCCCCCUGUGACCCCCAAUGCUUGUGCUAAGGAUACUGUUGUCAGCCAGAUGUUUGACCAAGUUUGGGGAGAGGUGGUUUUAUGGCUAAGAAGUUUGUUAAGUCUCUACUCACAGAAAGUGCUAAGAGACAAACCACAGUUUCUUGCUGAUGUGGUGGUUUCUUCUGAUCGUGCCAUUGAGAGCCCACUUCGGCCAUUUUCCCAAAGUGUUAUGUCAAGGAAUCACUUUUCCUCCCAGUCAAGACUAAAGACAUUUUCAAGUUUCAAUCCCCCACCCGAUCAAAGUAGUUUAAUUCAUGCAAUGAAGGUGCGACCAAUGCCUUUAAAUCCAAGGGCUCCUUCUGCAAGCACCUCUCAUGCCCUUGACAGCAGAGAAGGGACCCCCUUUAAUCCGGGCCGGCCAGGGUCCAGCAGCACAGUGAUUUCACGUUCUACACGGAUCAGUCAGCACAGUUCAGAUCCAUUCAUGCACAAGAUGAUGCCAUUUAAGAGAAAUAGGAACUUACCAAGUAUACUACGCUUGACCCAUCCGGACAGCAGUAAACCUAAAACACCCAGCGUCCAGGAUGAUGUCAUGGGCGGUAUCGUGCAAGGAAGGAAAUUAUUUCCAGAGAAAGAAAGACUGUCAUCUCCGCCUCAAGCCACGAAUUCAAAUUCUCCUGCGCCUUACAUGGGAAGAAACUUCGUUCUCCCUCCGAUAGAUGGUUUUAGUAGCAGAGAGACGCCUGUUCAACAUAACGGAGGAAGAAAUAGCGCGAAACAAGUUUCGUUCCGCCAGUCACGUGCAUCAAGUGCCGCAACAGAUGAUUCUAGGCAAUCUUUUAAAGAGAGAGCAAGGAAUGUUACAGAGUCGUCAAGGCCAAAUACAUCAAUAGCAACACAUUCAUUGAGAAAUGACACACCGCAUCGACGCUUAUCUACCCCCAGUGGGACUCAUUUAAUGCAAGGAAUGUACUCUCGAGGUCAAAUGAGACACGCACACAGCCCCCUGACGGGAAUCACUGGUGUGAGCAUGCCAAUAGGCACUCACCCUGCUACUGAAGCAAAUGCGUCGGCGCUUACGUCAUCUAGUAGUCACCAAUAUGAUGGGCGAGAAAUUUCCCCCGUCAGUGACGAGGAGUACGAAGGCUUUAAGAGUCCUGGCCCUUCAAGUCAACAUUCUCAUAGACGGAGCAAAUUAGUGUCUUCCAUUAGGUAGUAUUUAAUCAAAUAUUUUACUUUCAGAGCGGUGCGGCGAUCAUUACCAUUAGUUAACUGUUAAAAUUUUUUUAAGAUGUAAAGAUCUUUAAUCGUAAUUUAUUUUGUACUGUAUCAGUUGUUACAUACCUGUACCAAUAUUUCUAAAUUUGUAAAUCAAUAGACAGAGGAGAAACGGCUACUGCAUAGAUUUUUAUGUCAGCACAUUCAUGGACUACAUUACAAACCAAUUGAGAGGUUCUGCAUCCUUCAGUGUGCCACUUUAUCGGUUUUAAUGAGGAAACAUGUAUCAUAACCAGCAAACUUUCGUGAAAAUGCUCGUAAGGUUACGAAAAAAUCGCUGAAGCACUCGAGAGUACUUCAUCAGAUAACCUGUUUUCUUUUGGUGACCUAGGCUGGGACAGUCAGAUAUGACAUCCCAAAGGUCAGCAACUAUACUUUUGGAGCUUAUGACCGGGUUACAAGGCUUGGAAUAUCCUUAACGCCAUAGUUCUUUUGUUGUUCUCUCUAAUGAUCAGACAUUUUAAAUGAGGGAUACUUACCAAACAAGGGUUUUUUCCCUAAAAAUUAUUCCAUCACCUUUUGUUGCUUAUUUUAAAUCUGGGAGGCUGUUACAAACCUCACCAUAAAGCACCUAACAUCCCACGAUAUAUCUGAAACUCGCCCUAUUGAGAAUUAGCCAAAGCAUAAGUUUCCUCUAUUUACCUGCCUUGCUCAUACUGUAUAUAUCCUCGGGGCAUGCAGGGUGCUAAUAUUUAUAGAAGAAUGUAUUAAGUAUUUAAUGUUUUCAUUUCAUAAAAUACAAUUUGAGAUAAAGUUGACCCGAAGAUCAUCAGGCCGAAGAGAGCAGUAUCCAGACAGGUGUCGGCUCUAGUUACUGCUCAGACAUGUCCAAUGUUUCAGUGGUAUAUAUUUUUAUAUUUUUCAUGUAAAUUUAUAAAAGGCGACAAUGGAUUUAUAUAUUAUUAUCAGUUAAGAGCGUCGCUGUAAAUGGUCAAUGCCUCAUCGUUGACCUUUGAAUUUAAUGCAAUUUGUCGUAAGAAUAAUUAAUCGAAAGGGAUCAUAAUGUGUCUUCUUUUAUAUCGUGACGAAAGAAAUUUAGCGUCAAAACCUCGUUUGCAUAUUCUCCACGUUAUACUCCAGGUAGUCCGUAUGUUACUCUUUCGUUUUGUUUAAUCAGUUUACUAAAUAUUAACUCUGGUUGGCGAAGUUCAUUUUAUAGUUGUAGGUGCUGAAAACGUGGAUGGAAUAAACUUUAACUGGACGCCAACGUUUCAUUAGACGUCAAACGUAGUUGAAUGCAUGCUUCGCAGACUUUUUAAUUUCUCCAGAAACGAGAUUGUUCUGACCAUUGGGGCAUUUCUUGAUAGACGAGAAGAAAGUUAUUGGUAACACUGAUAUAUUAGCGGGUUUAGCGGAAAUAGAACCAUAAUAACUGUAGGGAAUAUCAAUAAUUGUUUAAAAAAAUUAAUUGAAGAUAGAUGAUUUUUAGUUCCUCCAGUUAGUUCAUUGGGCAUGUUUUUUAAUGAUAAAUGAACACAUUAAUUUAUUUUAACUUAUAUUUGUGCUUUGUAGCCCAACGACUAUUGCUGGAGAUCUAUUUAUUUGCAGUGUACGAAACUGCACGUUUCUUUGUUAUAAAAAGAAACUUCGCAUUUUCACAUCACCCAUGAAAUGCAACUAAUUGUGGCUUGUAAUCGAGGUUACCAUUAGAAAACGCUAGUAAAAUACGUUGUUCUCAGUCGCGUGCUAGUCACGUGACCGUAGUCUCUUAAUUAACCUUGAUUUCAAGCUCAUGCGGGUGAGGUAAAAAAUACCGCUUCAUUUGAUUUAAAUUGACAUGUACGCCUUAAGAAACGAAAUAAAUUCGUUAACUUCCGAGAA